Penicillium subrubescens is the source of this 840-nucleotide messenger RNA. RefSeq names its product C2H2-type zinc finger protein. Bases 1 to 840 code for a protein of 279 amino acids. Gene Ontology annotation, molecular function: RNA polymerase II cis-regulatory region sequence-specific DNA binding; DNA-binding transcription factor activity. Gene Ontology annotation, biological process: regulation of transcription by RNA polymerase II. The record is from RefSeq and is a predicted model, not a curated record. NCBI's taxonomy places the organism in Eukaryota, Fungi, Ascomycota, Eurotiomycetes, Eurotiales, Aspergillaceae. The transcript has a single exon.
AUGUCUGGCGGUAUGACGAGCAUUGUAUCAAUCCUAAACAAUGACGACCACCCGUCGUUUGCAGUCCGGUCCAAUCCGAGACUGACCCGGACCAACACCUCGCCUUCGCAUUACCACCAACAACAACAUCCCCAUCAACUUCCUCUCCCCAUCAACGACCAGCAGUACGCCCGUCCGCAUACUUCAUCCAAGUCACCAUCCGCAUCACCACGAGGCACACAGCAUCUCUUCAACCCUGUAGCAGAAUCCGUACAGCCCACAUCACCAGGCUCCUCGGACGGCUCAGCCUACGACUAUCCUAGCAGCCAGCCCUCAUCUUCAGCUUACCAGCCGUACGCCCGGCAGGACCUGCGACGGGAUCCAUUCCGCUACCCAUCUCGCGGACCAGCCGGCCCACAAACACCACCUGAGAUUCAUGCAAGCACAGCAACCGACGCAAAGUCCUCGCACUCCCAGCCCGGUAACUCGCGCGGAACUGGGCGCAAGAACAAGUACCCCUGUCCAUACGCCGCGAGCCAUGGCUGCUCAGCGACAUUCACGACAUCCGGCCACGCAGCCCGCCACGGCAAGAAGCACACAGGCGAGAAGAGCGUAUACUGCCCUAUCUGCAAAAAGGCAUUUACUCGCAAGGACAACAUGAAGCAGCACAUCCGCACUCACCGUACACAUUCAGACGAUAUGCGAUCUACACCUUCAGAGCCUGAUGCCGAGUCUCGGUGGACACUGCCUCGACCUGAUUCGGGUUAUGCGCCCCAAGCUCAUAGCCGGACGGUGAGCCAGUCUACAGACGCCAGUACGAUAAUACCUCAUCCUAGCCGUGGGUCUCAAACGCCUUCGUGA